AUGGGCGACAUAUCCAUGAACGGCUCUACGGAGCCUCUGUCAUCCCUACCACCCCCUCCUCCACCAGAAGAUGGUGCUCCUCCACCCCCGCCAGAGUUCAGCGCUCCCCCGCCGCCACCAGAUGUAUCCGCACCUCCUCCCCCGCCCGAAGACCUCCCGCCGCCCCCUCCUAUGCCAGAGCCGAAAAAGAAGAAGGUCGGAUGGGGCGCAAAGAAGCCGGCAGCGACGCCGUUGAGUGUGGAAGAGCUUGUGCGGAAGAAACGCGAGGCCGACGCUGCGGCAGCAAAGCCGAAAUUCAUGUCGAAGGCGGAGCGUGAACGACUUGCUAUGGAGAAACGCGCCAAGGAAGUGGACGCUCAACGCCGGGUGAAGACGAAUGGAGUUGAAAGGUCGAAUGGUACACCGAGUAGUGGAUUUGAUACCCCGAUGACUGGGACGGAUACCCCGAACGGCGAUUCCCGAUCGAUUCCGACCGGUCCUCGCGCGAUGCGGCACGGCGAUGCUCCGAAGGGCCCUGCGGCGAUGCACUCGAAGCAUGAUAUCCCUUCGGGAAGGUCGUCGGAGAAGAGCGAAAAGCGGCUCAUAGAAGAUGAGGAUGAAGCGGCUGCACAGGCGGCACUCGUGAAACAGAGAUACAUGGGUUCGGAACAGACAUCAAACUUCUCCGCCAAGAAGAAGCGGAAGCGAACGACGGACCGGAAAUUUAAUUUCGAGUGGAAUGCGGAGGAAGAUACCAGCGGCGACUAUAACCCGUUGUACCAGACGCGACAUCAGGCCAACUUCUUUGGACGCGGGCGCCUGGCUGGCUUUGGUGACGAUGUUGCGGACGCGGUAGCGCAGAAAUACGCACAGGCUCUGGAGGAUCGAGACCGAGAGGCCGGUAGUAUCCGCGCACGGGAGAUUCUCGAGAUGGAGCGGAGACGGCGGGAGGAGAGCACGCGAAACCAGCUGGACAAGCACUGGAGCGAGAAGAAGCUGGAGCAUAUGCGCGAGAGAGACUGGCGCAUCUUUAAGGAAGACUUCAACAUUGCUACCAAGGGCGGAAGUGUACCAAACCCUAUGCGGUCCUGGGAAGAGUCUGGAUUGCCAAAGCGGUUACUCAGUCUUGUCGACCAAGUUGGAUACAAAGAGCCUACUCCGAUUCAACGAGCGGCCAUUCCAAUUGCUCUUCAAUCCCGAGAUCUUAUCGGUGUUGCCGUCACCGGUUCCGGUAAGACCGCGGCGUUUUUGCUACCUCUGCUCGUCUAUAUUGCGGAGUUGCCGCGGAUUGACGAAUUUGAGUGGCGUAAGAAUGAUGGGCCGUACGCGAUUGUCCUUGCACCUACGCGUGAAUUGGCACAGCAGAUUGAGAUCGAGGCCAAGAAGUUUACAGUGCCCCUUGGUUUCAACGUCGUCAGUAUUGUCGGUGGUCACUCGCUUGAAGAGCAGGCAUACAGUCUACGCGACGGUGCGGAAAUUAUUAUCGCCACUCCAGGUCGUCUUGUUGACUGUAUCGAGCGUCGCAUGUUGGUUCUCAGCCAGUGCUGCUAUGUGAUUAUGGAUGAAGCUGAUCGGAUGAUCGACCUUGGUUUUGAAGAGCCUGUCAACAAGAUCCUUGACGCCCUCCCGGUCACGAAUGAAAAGCCCGACACCGAAGAAGCCGAGGACUCGUCUGCGAUGAGCCGGCAUAUUGGCGCCAAAGACCGCUACCGCCAGACUAUGAUGUAUACCGCUACCAUGCCUACAGCCGUAGAGCGCAUUGCGAGAAAGUAUCUCCGCCGCCCCGCAAUUGUCAAUAUCGGUAGCGUCGGCGAGGCCGUGGAUACCGUUGAGCAACGAGUCGAGAUGGUCGCUGGCGAAGACAAGCGCAAGAAGCGCCUCGGCGAGAUCCUCUCAUCCGGCGACUUCCGCCCACCCAUCAUCGUCUUCGUCAACAUCAAGCGAAACUGUGACGCCAUCGCGCGGGAGAUCAAACAGUGGGGCUUCUCGUCAGUCACACUACACGGAAGCAAGACCCAGGAACAGCGUGAGGCCGCCCUGGCUUCCGUGCGUAACGGAUCAACCGACGUCUUGGUCGCUACCGAUUUAGCCGGACGUGGUAUCGAUGUGCCGGAUGUCAGUCUGGUCGUCAACUUCAACAUGGCGACCUCGAUUGAAAGCUACACCCACCGUAUCGGUCGUACCGGUCGUGCCGGUAAGAGCGGUGUGGCGAUUACGUUCUUGGGCAAUGAGGAUGCUGAUGUCAUGUAUGACCUCAAGCAGAUGCUCAUCAAAUCGCCCAUCUCCAGGGUGCCGGAGGAGCUGCGCAAGCACGAGGCGGCGCAGUCUAAACCCACGCGAGGCAUGGGUAAAAAGAUCGAAGAGUCGUCUGGGUUCGGCGGUAAAGGCGGAUGGUAG
Molecule: messenger RNA, 2376 nt
Organism: Aspergillus calidoustus
Lineage: Eukaryota; Fungi; Ascomycota; Eurotiomycetes; Eurotiales; Aspergillaceae
Source: the annotation of a GenBank genome assembly